AUGGAAAUCCCGGCGAUCAACCUCAAGGCGAUAGUUCUAGUUCACUGGCUGCUUACAGUAUGGGGCUCGAUGGCGUUCCUCCCACGGUCGUACGCGUGGGGAAACUUCUCGGUCCUGGCCCUGGGAGUGUGGGCCAUCGCUCACAGAGACUCCAUUGAUGCGGUGGUUAUGUUUCUGAUGGGGACAGUUGGGACCAUAUUGACAGACAUCGUCCACAUUGGCAUAUACUACCCGACCCGAGACCUGGUGAUCCUGGACGUUCUGCGCUUCAGUGCUGGGAUGGCCAUCCUCAACCUGCUGCUCAAACCAGCCUCCUGCUUCUUUGUCUAUCAGAUGUAUAAAGAACGAGGAGGGGACUACAACGUCAACUUUGGUAAGUGGUUCCCCACAGUCUCCAGAACUCGAGAUGAUUACCAGUCCAUAGACCAGCAGGACCAGGAAUCGGCGAGACCAGCCAACCCCUUCAACCAGGCUCAGGACAAACCAGCGCGGGCUUACUAG
This is a messenger RNA of Knipowitschia caucasica, 501 nucleotides long. The record is from the annotation of a GenBank genome assembly. Lineage: Eukaryota; Metazoa; Chordata; Actinopteri; Gobiiformes; Gobiidae.